This is a messenger RNA of Rubroshorea leprosula, 752 nucleotides long. Lineage: Eukaryota; Viridiplantae; Streptophyta; Magnoliopsida; Malvales; Dipterocarpaceae. The record is from the annotation of a GenBank genome assembly.
AGAAAAAAUAAAUAGAGUGAAAAAAUGGAAAAGAAAGGGUUUUAGGCUGUGGGUGGAGCAUCGAACAUUGUUUUAUCCUCUCUCUCAGCAUCCCUUGUUCCCUCACAAAAAUGACGGAAGUUGAGGGUCUGAGGUUCCAGUCGUGAAUCAAACGGUUUUUGAGUUUAAAGUGCUGCUGGUUCGCAUCAAAGGGAAGGUCUUGAUUUCUCUCUCAAAUGGGUAUAGCUCUACCCUUACCAAAUCCCUCACCAACCAAUGAUUACAAGAUUGGAACUUCAAACCUCCAACAGUUCAAGCUUUUAACCACUCCGUUGAUUCUUAGUGGACUCGAGUCAUUGUAAGAUAAUGAAUUAUUUGCUUGUUAUUUUAAUAUUUCGAGAUUCUAAAGGCCAAAGUAGAUAAUUUAGUAUCAAUGAUGUCAUUAAGCUAUUUAUAUGCACAAGCAGAAAGGUUCUGAAACUCAAAUAGCAGAACCAAAAGGUUUUUGAUUUAAGGAGCUCCUACUCAUAAAUCAAACGUCAAGUCUUGUUUUCUGUUGCAUGGAUGCUUCCAAGAGAGGAAACUAAAAUUUCCAAAGUUGAUUAAUUCAAUCCUGUCUUGUUUUCUAGCUUGAGAGAAAGAGACCAGAGUAGGCAAGUCAACAAGUCAAUGGUCUUCCAUUGCUUUUAAGUUAACUUAAGCGUGUUCCACACUCUGAUUUGUAUUGUUGAAUUCUAAGAUCAAACCAUAUGGCCCACUGUACCUUUCAGUUC